AUGUCUGUGCAAGGACUACCACUCCCCGAGGGCUACCAGUUGCAUGACGGCGCUCCGCCUUUGGAUGCAUACUUGCAUAUCCGCCGUGUCUCCGGCCUCACUCCCGUUACGCCGACCCAGGGCAGACGUGCAUUGGACGGUAGCUGGUACUGCGUACAUCUCACAUACGCUCCUCCAGUUACAUCCGAAACCUCGUCAGCCGCAUCUACGGAAGUAGUUGGGUUGGCUCGUGUGAUCGGAGACGGAGGCUGGUACUUUCAUGUCUCCGAUGUCGCUGUGGUCCCAACACAUCAGCGAAAAGGUCUUGGAAAUAUCUUGAUGGAUACAAUUAUGCGUCGCGUGCAACAAACGGCCGAGCCAGGCUUCUACAUUAACUUGUUCGCUGACCCUCCGGGCAGAAAGCUCUACAGUCGGUGGGGAUUCCGGGACACGAUGCCUGGAGAAUUAGGCAUGGGAAGAUGGGUUGGAGGAAAGGGAGAAAUCAAGGAGAGUCCUGCCGAGGAUGGCGCGCAACAAUGA
Xylona heveae TC161 is the source of this 519-nucleotide messenger RNA. RefSeq lists its product as hypothetical. Gene Ontology annotation, molecular function: acyltransferase activity, transferring groups other than amino-acyl groups. NCBI's taxonomy places the organism in Eukaryota, Fungi, Ascomycota, Xylonomycetes, Xylonales, Xylonaceae. The transcript has a single exon. The record is from RefSeq and is a predicted model, not a curated record. The coding region runs from base 1 to 519 and encodes 172 amino acids.